AUGCUCAGUGCUAAAGAUAUUAGAAACUUGGGAUACAACCAUUAUCUAGAUCCUGGGAAGGUGCAACUGAUGUCCUCUCGUUAUCGUUUUUACGCCUUAGUUACUUGUCUUGCCGUGGCCCAUUGGGUUAUUUUAAAAGAUCGACAAUUUGGCAGUCCAUUAAUGGAGUACACAGUAGUCGAUGCAAUUAUGAGACGCCAUCCACGGUUCCCACACAUCAUUCAUUGGUCAGCGUGGAGGAUUAACCACAAGGUCUCUCUGCCUUCAGCCUGUAGGCCGCCGCCGCCUUUCGCCGCUGAGAGUUUGAAGUCAAUUAACGACAGCUUAACCAAUCCUAGUCGUCAGAACUGUCCUCAAAACAGGCUCUAUACGCCAAAGCCAGGGUUCAUGGGCGCUGCUCAUCGAAUAGCGUCUCUUUUCAAACACCCCAGUCAAAAAGAUCGCUUAGCCCGUCCCUCUCAUUCUGGGUUCCAAGGUUGCAGACGACCAUCGACCAGUAGACGCGGUGAUUCAGAUGAGCGUCAAUUAGGGUCCUCCAAGGGAGGAGAACUUAGCGCACUCUUUUAG
Messenger RNA from Paracoccidioides lutzii Pb01, 567 nucleotides. RefSeq lists its product as hypothetical. The coding region runs from base 1 to 567 and encodes 188 amino acids. The transcript has 2 exons. The record is from RefSeq and is a predicted model, not a curated record.